AUGGCACUCACGGCCGUAGCAGGCCCGGCACUCCGCGUCACAAAGCCAGAAGAACUCGUCCCCUUUGCCCAGGUGCUCACUAGAGCGUUCGCCAACGACAAGCUGAACCGAUAUCUGUUCCUCGGCCGCGAAUCUCGCCCUGACCACCCCAGGCUCUCGCAGCACGAGGAGAGACUGCAGUACUGGCUGUCGGGCGUGCAGAAGCGGUUCGAAAGGGAGUCUGUGCUGUUACAGAGUUCUGAUUUCGCGGCGGUGGCACUCUGGAUCCCCCCCGGCGUCGAAAAGCCCGAACCCCCGACCACGGCCACAGAGGGGGUGUUCGAGUACACGACGAAAGUCAAGCAGGCCAAAAAGAAACACCUCGGCGACCGACUACAUUGGAAUCUCAACCUGAUUGGGCGGAUGCCAGAUAGAUCCGACAGAGGAGCCAUUCGGGCAUUGAUCAGUCCCAUGUUGGAAAAGGCCCGCGAGGACAACCUGCCCGCGUGGCUCGAAGCGACCAACGACCACGCGAGAGACGUAUACGCCCAUCUCGGCUUCAAGGUGGUCGACCAGUUCAGGAUAGGCGAGGGCGUGGUCAACUCGGAGGGCUGGAUCCAGGAGAACGGCGAGGGUGUGUUGAUAUACGCCAUGACUGCUGGGUUGUGA
Exophiala spinifera is the source of this 648-nucleotide messenger RNA. RefSeq lists its product as uncharacterized. The transcript is spliced from 3 exons. The record is from RefSeq and is a predicted model, not a curated record. NCBI's taxonomy places the organism in Eukaryota, Fungi, Ascomycota, Eurotiomycetes, Chaetothyriales, Herpotrichiellaceae. The coding region runs from base 1 to 648 and encodes 215 amino acids.